CGAAACGGGGUACGGCUGGAAAUGAAUAAACAAGAAAACCAUGUCACGGUUUAUGAAUGGUGCAGCUGUGAAUGUGUUGGCCGGGCAGACAAAUUCCCAAACGACCACGGAAGCAUCCUUGGUGACUUUUGAAUUGGGGAAGAGGAGCUUAGCUGGCUAGCUAACGACAGAUCUGGGCAGGCUAGUACAUUCACACCGCCCCGAAAAAGCCGCGCGUCUCGCCUCACGCAUUCUUCCUGGUGGCUGCACACGCCGGUAUCCCCUCUCUCUAGUCCCCACCCACUCUUCUCUUGCCUCCAACUCUCCUGGCUGCGUUUCUACUCUGUGCUUAUUGGAGGUGGUAGCCAGGAGUCCAUCAGCAUGGUCGCGGAGGAGGCGGAUGCGACGUCGCGAGGCAGCGGCGGCGUACGCCUGAAGCAGGAGAUCUCCCUGCUGCACGGUGUCUGCCUCAUCGUGGGCAACAUGAUCGGCUCCGGCAUCUUCGUGUCGCCCAAGGGGGUGCUCCUGUACACCGGCUCCUUCGGCAUGUCGCUGGUCAUCUGGGCGGUCGGAGGGGUCUUCUCUGUUUUCGGCGCCUUGUGUUACGCCGAGCUGGGCACCACCAUCCGCAAGUCAGGAGCCUCAUAUGCGUACAUCUUGGAGGCCUUUGGGAGCUUCCCGGCAUUUAUCCGGCUGUGGACGUCACUGUUGAUUGUGGAACCGGCAUGCCAGGCGGUGAUUGCCUUGACCUUCUCCGGUUACCUGGUGCAACCCUUUUUCACCACAUGCUCCGCCCCCUAUUACGCCGUGCGCCUCAUCGCCGCCGCCAUUAUUUGCCUGUUGACGUGCGUGAACUGUUUGAAGGUGAAGUGGGGGGCCGUUCUUCAGGUCAUCUCCACUGUGGCCAAAGUGCUGGCGCUCAUUGUCAUCAUCAUCGCCGGCUUUGUAAAGCUGAGCCAAGGUUUCGAUCAAAACUUUGCGGACUCGUUCCGAGGCUCCAAGCUGAACAGCGGCGACAUGGCACUGGGACUCUACUCGGCGCUCUACUCCUACUCCGGCUGGGACACGCUCAACUUCAUCACAGAGGAGAUCAAGGACCCGGAGAGGAAUCUCCCCUUGAGCAUCGCCAUUUCCAUGCCCAUCGUCACCGUCAUCUACAUCUUGACCAACGUGGCCUACUACGUGGUCAUGGAUGUCGACGAGGUGCUCGCCAGCGACGCCGUCGCCGUGACAUUUGCAGACGAGGUUCUGGGCUGGGCCCGCUGGCUGAUCCCGCUGUCUGUGGCCAUUUCCUGCUACGGCGGGCUCAACUCCUCCAUCAUCGCUGCCUCCAGGUUGUUUUUUGUGGGCUCCCGGGAAGGCCAUCUCCCCAACGUUCUGUCCAUGAUCCACGUCGAGCGCUUCACCCCCAUUCCCGCUCUGCUUUUUAACGGAGUCAUGUCUCUGGUGUAUUUGUCGGUGCCUGACGUCUUUCGCCUGAUCAACUACUUCAGCUUCAACUACUGGCUCUUCAUUGGCCUGUCCAUUGUCAGCCUCAUCUACCUUCGCUUCAAGGCCCCUGACUUGCAUCGACCCAUCAAGCUGUCUUUGUUCUUCCCCAUCGUGUACAGCCUGUGCAGCAUCUUCUUGGUGGUGGUGCCACUGUACAGCGACACCAUCAACUCACUGGUGGGCAUCGGCGUGGCGCUGUCCGGCGUGCCCGUAUACUUCCUCUGUCUCCACCUGCCGCGCAACUCCAGGCCUGCCUUCCUCAACAAAAUCCUCCACAUUCUGUCGUCUUGGACCCAAAAAUUGUGCUACUGCUGCAUGGCCUCGCCUGACAUUGAUCUGGACAACAUCGACCCUGACAAGAUGGAGUGAAAGAACGACAAAACGUACCGAAGGACCUCUGCUCAAGACAAUCCCUUAUUUUUUGGGUGAUAUUACUCUGAAGAAGACGAUGAAAAAGAAAGUAGUACCGGCACACUUGAGACAUAUUGCCUCUACGUGGCCCGCCGCCAUUUUGUGAAAAAUGGCCGCAAGCCAUCAAGUUGCACAUUUUGCGUUAUGGUCUUUUUUCCCCCUCCAUGGGAGUUGGGAUUUUUUAACUGGUUCACACCUCAUAUCGUUCCUGCCAUUGAAGCCGCGAGCCGUAAUGAAUGUACCACUGGGAACAAGUUUGGUUUGUAGCGUCCCCUAUUGAUUGCCAAAAAUUGUUACAUCAGGUUUCAUUUUAGAUUGUACUGGCGUCACUUGAUCACGUGGUUUGGAUGAGUCUCCUGUACUGCUCAAAUGGUGUCUCGGAACUUGCUUACUUUCUUCACAUGAAGGUCCAAAAUGGUGCACAAAUACCGACGUAAAAUCAAAUCAUGGCAGCAGUAUUUUUUUCCAUUUUAAAAUUGUACAAAAUUACAAAAAUAGACUCGUAGCACUGCAUCUUUGUUUUUUUAAAAAAUCAUACUUCAUUAUUUUGUGAUUACUUUAAUCCAUGCAAAAAAUUCAAAUAUUGUUGAAAUAGUAUCCCCCGUAAUAUUAUGGUGUUGCACUUAACAAAUCUUUAUUUCUCAGAAAAAAAAAGAGAUGAUGCUGAUUUAUUUGGGGGAGG
Molecule: messenger RNA, 2563 nt
Organism: Syngnathus typhle (broad-nosed pipefish)
Lineage: Eukaryota; Metazoa; Chordata; Actinopteri; Syngnathiformes; Syngnathidae
Product: Y+L amino acid transporter 2-like
Exons: 12
Coding region: 361-1839 (492 amino acids)
Biological process (GO): amino acid transmembrane transport
Cellular component (GO): membrane
Molecular function (GO): L-amino acid transmembrane transporter activity; basic amino acid transmembrane transporter activity
Source: RefSeq, a predicted model, not a curated record